Molecule: messenger RNA, 1932 nt
Organism: Funneliformis caledonium
Lineage: Eukaryota; Fungi; Glomeromycota; Glomeromycetes; Glomerales; Glomeraceae
Source: the annotation of a GenBank genome assembly
AUGAAUAGUCUUAACAUACGCACCUUGUUGUUCGAAGUCAAAAUAUUUCAACCAACACGACAAUAUAUUCAAUUUCAACCUUCGCAACUUUUAUAUACUCGUCAUUUUAACGCGGCAAGUUGUCGUUGUUAUCCAAAUAUCGUGGAACAAACUAGCAAUACUGGUCAAUUAUAUUAUAAACAAUAUCAAACUAAACAUAGUUCUUCUAAUUCAUUACCAAAUAAAAAUGCAUUUAUUCAAGCAUUACGCAAACAAUUUGAUGAUGUUAAAAUAAAUCAGAGAAUUGAUAAAGAAAAAAUUAAAUUAAAAUCGCAAAAAGAAGUAGUGAAAGCAAUUGGAUUAAUUAAUGAAAUGAUAACAAGAAACGCAUUGACUUAUUUAACGUCAUCACAAAUUUUAUCAUUUUAUAUAAAUUUUAAUUCAUUGUAUUCUACUAAACCAUUUUAUUUGAAUUUAAUUUCUUAUUUAUUACGUCAAUGUGCUAAAUAUGAUCGAUUAGAUUUAGUUAACAUUAUCUUUGCCAGAUUUAUUUAUGAUGUUGAUAUGAGCACAAGAAAGUAUUUACUUGGCGCUCUUGUUAUUAAAGUUUGGAAUGUUAUGUUUAAAAUAUACGCUGAUAAGGGACGACCUGAGGAAGUUAUUGGUAUGUAUAGGACGAUGUGCCAAUAUGGCACCUUGCCUAAUGUUAAAACAUAUUCAACACUAAUAAAAUCCGCAGCAAAAGCAAAUGUUCCAUAUGAAUGUUUUGAAUUUUUAGAGAAAAUUAUAUCAAAAGGUGAAAAAACCAAUUCGGAAACUUUAAAUUCUCUUUUACAAGCAUGCAUUUCUUCGGAGGAUCCAAGUAUAAAAGCAAAUGUAAAGAUGAUUCUUGAUUUAAUGUCAUAUUGGAAAGUUGGACCAAACGGUAAAACAUUUCUAAUUUUAUUACAACAUUGUAAAAGUUAUGAAGAAUUGGAAGUUAUUUGGACCAAGAUAUUAAAAUAUGGUUUAUGCGACAACAGGCAAUUACAAGAGAGGAUUAUAAAGAUUUGUUGUACACAACUUUCUUUCGAUGAGAAUAAUGAUUCAACUAUAAGAAUGUCAAAAUGUUUUGAUUACUUUUUAAGAUUUCAUCGGAUUUCAAAGGGAGAAAUUUCAUUAGGAAUUUAUAAUAAUUUAUUGAAAUAUUGCAUAAUGAAUGGAGAUAAUUCAAGAUCAAUGAGAAUAUUAGAAAUGAUGUGGGAGAAAAACUUGGAACCAAAAAAAUUGUUGUAUAAAAAUUUAUUUGAUUCGAUUCAAAAUCAUACAAACACGAUAGAUCGAUCAUAUACUUGGAGAUUAAUUGAAGGGAUAUUUUCUAAACCAAAAACAAUAAUAUUACCAAAAUCAUUAUUAAAUUCGAUGAUUUUGACUUUAGGAAGAUUACGUGAUAUUCGAGGUAUUAUGGAAUUCUAUCAGGAAAAGAUUGAUUUCUUUGACAAAAAUUACAAUAGAUUGUUGUUAGACAAGAAUCAUAAUCCUUUGGGAAAGAUAUUUAUGUUUAGGACGAAACAUGUCCCCAUGGAUGUAAAAUUAUUUAAUAUUUUUAUGAGAGCGAUAUCAGAUUGUAAAUAUGGUCCGCUAAGUUGUGCGGAAUUUAUUCAACAUACUUCGAUUGGACUUCGACCAAAUCAUAUUAGUGUAAAGUACUUAUUUGCUUCUAUACAAUCUAAAUAUGACUUUAAAUUAUUUGGAUCAGCGUUAUUUCAACUUAUUAUUAACCAAGGAAUCAUUAUUAGUAAAGAUUUAUGGGAGGAUGUAAUAAGAAAUACCAUACAAAAUAUAUCGAAAAGUGAACGGAUAAAGAUGGAUUAUAGAACCGAUGUAAUCAUUAAAUAUUUGGUCAAUGAAAUCAUUAAUGUGCAAGAAGGAAAAGAUUUAUUUGAUUGUCUUAAUAAAUUAGAAAUGUCAUAA